GCGCCUCCCGAAUUAAAAAGUUAAAGAUAACCUUGUUCGAAAAGUAAAUAAACAACGCGAGUGAUAAAAAACGUGUUUGGAUUUGGAACAUUUAUGUUAACGUUUUCUUGUGUGCCAGUGUUUUUUACUUUGUUAUAAAUUGUUUCCGAGACAGGAAAUAAGCAUACAAUGCUGACCUAUCAGGGUAAUAAACUAAUAACAAUGAAAUAAGGUAAUCUCAACAUUUACAAAGAAAUAAUUAUAACAAAGCAUGCUAUGCAACCAGCUGAAGAUUGGAACUGGUUCAUUUUCUCAAAACACGGUGCCUAAAAUUUUGUAACGAUGGAGAGAGAAAACCAAAUGGACCGGCUGAGGAAUCGCCUCAUCAGAAUCCAAGAGAAGAUACAUGACAAAGUAGAAGAUAUCCAAGACAGAGUACAGAAUAAGAUAGAACAGUCAAAACUAUCGCGAUUUGUUUCCCAUAUAUCGAGCGAAAAGAAUUCACUCGACGGAGAUCGGAGUUCAAGAGAAGAUGAUGCCAAUUCUAUCGAUAAGUUAUCGAUAAGUUCCAAUGAGAGGGAGAAAUCGAUACCUCACUUGGUAGUUGAUCAAGCUGAUGAAAAUAUUGAUCCGACAGAGAUGGAAGCAAUCAAAGCGUGUGAAGGUUUCAUAAAGAUGGAGAAGAAUAAUGUUUUGUUUACGAGAAGAAGCUUAUCGGCGACCAAUUUGGCGUUUGACAGCGAUGAAAGCGAAAGAUCGAGUGACUCCUGUGUAUCCAAUGAACUUUUUGAAGAUGCGAGGCCAGAACCUCGCCCACGCUCCGGGAGCCUGCCGGGCGCUCACACGGUACUACAGAACCAUCUGGACAUCCCCCCUGCCUUCAGCACAUGCACAGAGCUGAUCGAGAGGCUCGGCAACCGCUUUCCUCGUCUCAAGGAGAAGGGCGACCGGCUGCAUAGGUAUCUACUAAAGAACACACGACUAAGCGACGUGAACAAAAGGCUCAAAGCUCAAAUAUGGAGUUCAGUAGUCACCAUCGUGUUGGUAGAAGCGAAGAAUCUCCCUGCCAUGGAUAUGGACACGAGGUCUAGCGACCCUUACUGUAAAUUUAGGUUAGGUAACGAGAAAUACAAAAGCAAGGUCGUAUGGAAGUCCUUGCAUCCGUCGUGGCUGGAGCAGUUCGACCUGCACCUCUACGAUGACCAGGAACAGAUCCUAGAAGUCACCGUGUGGGACAAGGAUAAGCAGACCAAAGAUGACUUCCUAGGAAGGUGUACAAUAGACCUGUCCCGCCUAGAACGCGAGAAGACUCACAGCAUGUGGCAAGACCUAGAAGACGGAAACGGGCAGAUCUUCUUACUUCUUACCAUCAGCGGGACCACGCAGAGUGAGACCAUCACCGACCUCACCAGUUACAAGGAGAACCCGAGGGAUAUUGAGAUUAUUGAGAAGAGAUACACAUGGUAUUACCUGAACGAGCAGUCGAGCGGCGUGGGCUGGCUCUGCGUAAAGGUCUACGGCGCGAAGGGCCUGGCUGCCGCAGACUUGGGGGGCAAAUCCGACCCCUUCUGCGUGCUAGAACUGGGUAACUCCCGGCUACAGACUCAUACGGAGUACAAAACGCUUGCGCCUAACUGGAUGAAGAUCUUUACUUUCACAGUGAAGGACAUAAGCUCAAUCCUGGAGCUAACGGUCUACGAUGAAGACCACGACCACAAAGUGGAGUUCCUUGGCAAACUGGCGGUGCCUCUCCUCAGCAUCAGGAAUGGAGAGAAGCGGUGGUACGCGCUCAAGGAUAAGAAGAUGAGGACGAGAGCAAAGGGGAAUUAUCCGCAGAUACUGCUGGAGAUGACUGUGAUAUGGAACCAGCUGAAAGCUGCAAUCCGAGUGAUAAACCCGAAGGAACCAAAGUACAUGCACCAAGAAGCCAAGUUCAAGCGACAGCUGUUCAUCCGCAAUGUCAUGCGGCUGAAGGCCAUCAUCAUGUGGUUUAUAGAGAUUGGGAAGAUUUUACAAGACUGUUUUGAAUGGGAGUCCCGCGUGCGUUCGUUCUUCGGGCUCCUAGUGUGGUUAGCCUUCUGCUACUACUACGAGAUGUGGAUGCUGCCCUUCCUCAUCCUAGUCUUCUUGACUAGGAACUGGCUCAUCUACAGGCUCACUGUUGAAUACGAAGACACCCGAAUAUUUCAAGCGUUUAAGCCGUAUUUGCCAAGAAUAAGGGGCAAUCCACUGUUACAACCGGUGGACGAUGAAGACCUGCUGGCCGAAGAAGAUGACGAGGAAGAAGUGGAUAAGGAGGAGAAGAAAUCUCUAAAAGAGAGGCUGCAAGCUAUUCAGGAGGUGACGCAAACGGUGCAGAAUGCUAUCGGCUACGUCGCCUCAUUAGGAGAGGCUGUUAAAAAUUUAGCGAACUUCACGGUGCCAUAUCUUAGUUACAUCGCGAUCAUCAUGCUCUUUGGGGCCAUGGUGGUUCUGUAUAUGAUACCGCUGCGAUACCUGCUCAUGGCAUGGGGCAUAAAUAAAUUCACGCGCAAAAUACUCCGGCCACACACUAUACCGAACAACGAAGUCUUGGAUCUGCUCUCGAGGGUCCCGGACGAUGAGAUUUUGUUGGACUGCCGCGAGUUGAAACCCCACUCUUCCACCGAGCACCGCCGUGAUGCUCGCAAGAAGCACAAGGCAUCAUAACGCGGCAGCUUGCGCCGUCGGCUCGCCGGCUAUGUCGCCAAGUUGAGGGUUAAACUGUAGGUAGUACUUGCCACGGAUUAUGCAUGUAUAGGACUAACAAAGUGGUGAAAAAUAUAUUCUAAAAUUCGACAGUAUAGUUUGAGAUGACAUGAAGAGUUAUAAAGUUAACUCUUUGAACGCCAAUCGUCGAAUGGAUCCUCUUCAUUCUUGGUAUUGACAUUCUGGUCCAUAAAUCAUUAGUCCUGGAGUGUUGCUGUUCUUACAGUUUUAGCAGCGUUACAGCCCAGCCACGACAUUGGUCUAAGCGCGACAGCGGUGAGCGGCAGCCAUACGUGCGAAUGAAAAGUCCCAUCGUUGUGUCUCGCUCCAAUAUAUGGCCGCCGCUCACCGCUGUCGCGCUUAGACCACUGUCGUGGCUGAGCCGUUAUGGCGUUAAUUUUGCGUUGACUUGACGCGGCGUUUAUGGCGUUCAAAACGUUACAAAAUUACAUUUUGAAGAAUUACUUACCUCGCCAAAUUAUGUACCCCAUGAGAUAUGGUAUGAAUAAAUAAUGUGUUCAA
Molecule: messenger RNA, 3228 nt
Organism: Leguminivora glycinivorella
Lineage: Eukaryota; Metazoa; Arthropoda; Insecta; Lepidoptera; Tortricidae
Gene: Mctp
Product: multiple C2 and transmembrane domain-containing protein
Exons: 16
Coding region: 322-2667 (781 amino acids)
Biological process (GO): regulation of neurotransmitter secretion
Cellular component (GO): synaptic vesicle membrane
Molecular function (GO): calcium ion binding
Source: RefSeq, a predicted model, not a curated record